AUGUCCUCGGCAGCAGCAAAGCGCCUCCAGGGCAAGACCAUCCUCAUCACCGGCGCCUCCUCGGGCAUCGGCCGGUCCACGGCGCUCGAGUUCGCGCGGACCAACCCCAGCGGCGACCUGCGCCUCAUCAUCACGGCCCGCCGGAAGGAGUCCCUGGAGGAGCUGGCGGCGCAGAUCCACGAGGAGACCAAGGGCGGCGUGCAGGUGCUGCCCGUGAAGCUCGACGUGAGCAAGGCGGAGGAGAUUCGGGGCUUCGUGGGCGGGUUGCCGGAGGAGUGGAGGGAUAUUCACGUUUUGGUGAACAAUGCCGGAUUGGUCAAGGGCGUGGCCAAGGCGCCUGAAAUCGCCGAGGAGGACUUGAACAUCAUGUUCACGACAAACGUCACCGGCCUCAUCAACAUGACGCAGGCCAUCCUCCCCAUCUUUCAGAAACGACCUAACGGCGGCCAGGGAGACAUUAUCAACAUUGGAUCUAUUGCCGGUCGUGAGCCAUACCCCGGAGGCUCAAUCUACUGCGCCACCAAGGCUGCCGUCCGAAGCUUCACAGAGAGCUUGAGAAAGGAGCUCAUCGCCACUCGCAUCCGGGUCAUCGAAGUUGACCCCGGCCAGGUCCAGACGGAGUUUUCCGUCGUUCGUUUCUACGGCGACAAGGCCAAGGCCGAUGCCGUCUAUGCUGGCUGCGACCCCCUUACACCGGACGAUGUUGCCGAGGUCAUCGUCUUUGCUGCUACCAGGCCGGAGAAUGUCGUCGUUGCUGACACCCUUCUCUACCCCAACCACCAGGCAUCUGCUCUCAUCAUGCACCGCAGACCGACUUAG
Molecule: messenger RNA, 819 nt
Organism: Trichoderma citrinoviride
Lineage: Eukaryota; Fungi; Ascomycota; Sordariomycetes; Hypocreales; Hypocreaceae
Product: NAD(P)-binding protein
Exons: 6
Coding region: 1-819 (272 amino acids)
Cellular component (GO): cytosol
Molecular function (GO): oxidoreductase activity
Source: RefSeq, a predicted model, not a curated record